UUAUGACUUUAUGCAUUUUUUUGCAACACCCAUAAAAAGCUCUUCUAGGUGUCAUCACCUUUUUAUCACCUUUAACACAAAAUCAUUUUGUUAGACACCCUUUGACAUUACAUUUUAUAUUUUAGGCCUUCUAGUGGACCUAAAUGUUUCAUACAUCAUACAUUAUGUGUUUGUACAGAUAAGAUUAAAUGGUUUUGCAUUUUAAAACAGGAUCCACCAUCCCUUGUUGAGUGAAAGUAAAUAUUUCAUACAUCAUACACUAUGUGUUUGUACAGAUAAGACUAAAUGGUUUUGCAUUUUAUAACAGGAUCCACCAUCCAUUGUUGAGUGAAAGUAAAUAUUACAUACAUCAUACACUAUGUGUUUGUACAGAUAAGACUAAAUGGUUUUGCAUUUUAAAAUAGGAUCCACCAUCCAUUGUUGAGUGAACGUAAAUAUUUCAUACGUCAUACACUAUGUGUUUGUACAUAUAAGACUAAAUGGUUUUGCAUUUUAAAACAGGAUCCACCAUCCAUUGUUGAGUGAAAGUAAAACCAGACCAGUCAGAGAGCUCAGAUCCACCAGGACAACUUCUGUUUAUUAUAAUAGCUGAAAGUAUUCGCUGUGUAUAUAGUGGAACUGAGAGGUGUAUAAAUCUGAGCAGUUUUGAGAUAGAGAAAAGUUAAGGAGAAGGAAAAAAAAAGACAUGGAUGAAUAUUCUUCACCACAAGCAAAGAAAGCCAGAAGGGCUACAUCACAUAGAAGUACUGACUUUGCAGGUGAAUCCAGCAGAGUUCUGACUGAAGAGCAGUUACAGUGUUCCAUCUGUCUGAAAGUGUUCACUGACCCUGUCACAACUCCAUGUGGACACAAGUUCUGCAACAGCUGCCUCACACAAAUCUGGGAUACGAGUCAGCAUUAUUAUUGUCCAUAUUGCAAAGAGAAAUUCACCAAGAGACCUGAACUCAAGAUUAAUAUUACACUGAGAGAGGUUUCAGAUCGCUUCAAGAAGAAAACAGUCUCAGAUAAGUCCCAGGUUCUUUGUGACAUCUGCACUGGUGUGAAGCGGAAGGCCUUGAAAUCCUGUCUGCAUUGUGUUCUGACAUUCUGUCCGUCUCAUUUAGAUCUUCAUAAUAAGAUUAUAAAAAAUAAGAAACACAAAGUAAUAAAUGCAGUGGAGAACGUGGAGAAAUACAUUUGCCAGGAGCAUAAGAGACCUCUGGAGAUGUUCUGUAGAGACGAUCAGAAGUAUGCGUGUUGGUUCUGUACUGUGACAGACCACAACGAUCACAACGUUAUUCCAUUAGAGGAGGAGAGUGGACAGAGGAAGAGUCAGCUGGGGAAAACACAGACGGAGCUGCAGCAGAUGAUCCAGGAGCGACUGAAGAAGAUCCAGGAGAUUAAUCACUCAGUAGAGCUCAGCAAAAGAAACACAGAGAAGGAGAAAUCAGACAGUAUUGAAGUCUUCACCGCUCUGAUUCGCUCCAUUGAGAGGAGUCUGCUGGAGGUGAUGGAGGAGAAGCAGAAAGCAGCAGAGAAGCAGGCUGAAGGACUCAUUAAAGAGCUGGAACAGGAAAUCGAUGAGCUAAAGAGGAGAGACACUGAGCUGGAGCAGCUCUCACACACUGACGAUCAUCUCCACCUCCUACAGAUUUAUCCGUCACUGUGCAUCGCUCCACACACCAAGAACUGGACUGAGAUCAGGAUUAAAACUGAACCGAGUGUGGAAGCUCUGAGGACGACUCUGUCUCAGCUUCAGAAGACUCUGAAUGAGAAACUCAGUGUAACUCUGAAUGAGAAGCUGAAGGAAAAAGUCCCCACAGAACUGAAGAGGAUUCAGCAGUAUGCAGUGGAUGUGACUCUGGAUACUGAUACAGCUUAUCCUCGUCUCAUCCUGUCUGAUGAUGGAAAACAAGUGACGUGUGGUGACACAAAGCAGAAUCUCCCAGACACUCCGAAAAGAUUCACUUAUCAUCCAAUUGUCCUGGGAAAUCAGGGUUUCUCCUCAGGGAGGUUUUACUAUGAGGUGCAGGUCAGUGGGAAGACUGAGUGGGAUUUAGGAGUGGUCAGAGAGUCUGUUAACAGGAAGGGGGAAAUUGCACUUAAACCUCAGGAUGGAUUCUGGACCGUGGUUCUGAGGAACGGGAAUGAGUAUACUGCUCGUGAUGAUCCCUGUGUCUCCCUCUCCCUGAGAGAGAAACCCCAGAAGGUGGGCGUGUUUGUGAAUUAUGAUGAGGGUCUGGUCUCCUUUUAUGACAUCGAGGUCAUGUCUCAUAUCUACUCUUUCACUGGUCAGUCUUUCACUGAGAAACUCUAUCCAUACUUCUGUCCUUCUAAUAAUGAUGGAGGUAAAAACUCAGCACCACUGAUCAUCUCUCGUGUGUAAAAUUUACCCCUCACAAAAUCAGUAGUGUAUAAAAGGUCCAGAGUGAAAGAUAUUUUUUUCAAAACAGAUAUCACCACAUGAGUAAUGAUCAUGAAUUUUAAUAUCAUGUUAGGGUUAUCUGGAGUGUAUUUUGCAUGUCUAUUAAAAACAGAACAAUGUAUAAUAAACCUUGAAUUCACCUUUUUAGUAGAGAAAUAAUUUCCUAAAAAAGCAUUAUUUUGUUAGUUGAAGUGUGUAUCCUAACAUUAUUCUACUGUGAGAAUAUACUUUGUGUGUGUUUGCAUUUAUAUUUAUAUAGUUUUAGGAUAGAACAUUGUGUGCAUGUUUUUAUGCCUCAUUUCCAUGAAAGGAGAAACAAUCGUAGCCUUCUGAAUCUGCCAGCUUGACCAGUUAAUUAAUCCUCUCAAUUAACUGUAUAGUUAAGAGUCUAAAAUGAUUUUAUGAUUCAUACUGGAAAAGGAACAUGUAGAAGUUUAACAGAGUUUGAGUACACCAUUUCUAACAACAGCUAGUUAGAGCCAUCUAACACAAGCUAGCUAGAUAGCUAAGAACAGCAACACAACAUUGACACUCUUCAUGCUUGAAUUCUGGUCAACAAAUAUUAUUAUUGGUUGUUUUUUUGUUUGUUUAUUUGUUUUUAUAUAAAUGUAGCUGAUAUAAUUUAGCUGAUAUAAUUUAGUUGGUAAAUAGAUCAGCCAGCUAAUUCUUGUAUUUUCUGUUCAAGGGUAACAAGACUAGUGAGCUAAUUUACUUAGGCUACCAAGCUUGCUUAGCUAAAAGGAAAAAUUUUUAGUAGACUCUGAUAACCUAUCUUAUAUAAAUUAUUAAUUUUUAAAGAAAUAGCUAGUCAACAUAUUUGACCAGUAGUUUUUUCAGCUAGUUGUUUUAUAUGUUAAAGUUCUGUCACCUCUGUCCUCCAUUUUAGGGUUUUCAAUAUAAUGCAGCAUCUGUCUUGUUUAACAGUGUAAUUGUGGUGUGGGUGGUGUAUAAAACUUUAGUGUGCUUUAUAUUGUAUGAAUUGAUGGUAUUUUAUGAUUUACUGUUGAUUUUUUCAUCACUUAGAUCUGAAUAAAAAUCUUUCACACA
Molecule: messenger RNA, 3451 nt
Organism: Ictalurus punctatus (channel catfish)
Lineage: Eukaryota; Metazoa; Chordata; Actinopteri; Siluriformes; Ictaluridae
Product: E3 ubiquitin-protein ligase TRIM39
Exons: 8
Coding region: 686-2365 (559 amino acids)
Molecular function (GO): zinc ion binding; protein binding
Source: RefSeq, a predicted model, not a curated record